AAAUUUGGCCUGGAUAUGAAGAACCCACUGGAAGAGGGUAUUUUGGCGUUCAUUAUGUGGCUAGAUAUAAUGGGCCUGGGGCCACAAACCCCCAGAGUCCUACAGGGAAAAGGAACUUUAGAAAGUCAUUAGCUGUAACACAAGUAUUAAGAGCGAUAAAAAAGAAAGCAUCAAAAAAUAAAACACCAGAUUGGCCACGCGACCCACUACCGAUAAUAGCAUUGAGAUACUACAUGGAUGUGCCACCCCACAGGGCCGAUAUAUCAAUGUACAAGAGGGAUAUAGCCUUAGUUGCUCUUGGAUUAAGGACGAUAAGAAGACCGGGAGAGUUAGGAAACCAAUUUAAGAACGGUAGGUUUAUUCCCGUUGAAAACACAGGAUCAAAAUAUUGCCCA
This is a messenger RNA of Racocetra persica, 395 nucleotides long. The record is from the annotation of a GenBank genome assembly. NCBI's taxonomy places the organism in Eukaryota, Fungi, Glomeromycota, Glomeromycetes, Diversisporales, Gigasporaceae.